Messenger RNA from Emys orbicularis (European pond turtle), 2379 nucleotides. RefSeq names its product telomerase RNA component interacting RNase (gene TRIR). The transcript has 3 exons. Bases 1 to 465 code for a protein of 154 amino acids. Gene Ontology annotation, molecular function: 5'-3' exonuclease activity; 3'-5' exonuclease activity. The record is from RefSeq and is a predicted model, not a curated record. Lineage: Eukaryota; Metazoa; Chordata; Testudines; Emydidae.
AUGGCGGCCCGAGGGGGACGGGCGGCGGCGGCUCCGCAGGGCCCGGGCGGCGUCAACAUCUUCGCCAACGACGGCAGCUUCCUGGAGCUCUUCAAGCGCAAGAUGGAGGCGGAGCAGCGGGGGCGGGAGGCACCGGCCCAGGGGGGGCAGGAGGCAGCGGCCGCCGGGACGGUGGGGCCUGGGGAGGAGCCGGCGGCAGGGGCGGCCCCGGGGGACUCCGGGACUGAGCAGCAGCGGCCGCCGGAGGGGAAGAAGAGGAGCGGGAGCGCGCUCAGCUUCGUGGGCAAGCGGAGAGGUGGCAACAAACUAGCCCUGAAGACAGGAGUGGUAGCAAAGAAGCAAAAGACCGAGGAGGAGGUUUUGACAAGUAAAGGAGAUGCCUGGGCCAAAUACAUGGCAGAAGUGAAAAAAUACAAAGCCCACCAGUGUAGCGAUGAUGACAAAACGAGACCCCUUGUUAAAUAGCCCUUCUUUCUGCUGACUUCCGUGAGGACGCUCUGUUGUACAUACUUAUUUAAAACAGCGAAGGAGGGUAGCUAGUCACUGCGAACUUAACACCGCUGUUUCUAGCAUUGGCUCCAAUGGAUGGUUCCCACAGACGUUUUUUUAUAUACCCAGGCGCACCGAGACUUUCAUUAGUCUGUCGUUUACUUAGUUUUGUUUUCGUUGGUUCCUUCUGGGAAGUACGGACUCUGAAUUAGUUGUAGCUUUUAUUUUUUUAAAAGAAUCCAAACUAGUGGAAUCCCGACAAUGUUGUGUAUUUCCGCGGCUGUCAAAGCAAAAUCUAACCACCAGCUCUCGCGUGUGAGAUACAACUCGCUUCCACAUCCGUACACAACCAAGAACCUGUCCCACCACCCCUGCUCUUCCCUCUCACCCACUGAGGACUCCAGCCGUCUCAGCAAGUUGAGCUUCAUACUAGCUAACUUCUUUGAGUAGAAACCGUAGGCAGUAGAUGGCGGGCGUCAAACUCCAUUAUUAAAGGUAAAUGUGGAUGCCGCAGAUGCAUUUACUCAUUAAAGACCUUGGAUAUUUUUAAGCUGCUCCUGCUUUGUUGGGUGUCUUUGAUGCCAGUGCUACAUUCCCUGCAGCCUUGUUGGAGGGUUCCCAGUUGGUUCCUCGCAAUACCUUUGCUCUGUUACCCUUCUCAGCGUUUUCAGGACCAAUCAAGCGUUACUGGGUUUCCAUGCAUUUAUUCUGCGAUGCUGGUUUCUCUCCCCAGUUCCUUCACACAACUUCCAGCGGUUUCAGGCAGCCCGAUCACUGCCUGCCUAACAAACUCCUGCGACUGCAACCCCGCAAUUGCUACCUGUGUAAUGGGAGGGGUGUUUCUCAGAACUAUCCAAGUGAAAGGGAGGCCUCUGGUUGCUCCUGUAAGCUAAGCAGCUUGAAACUUUGCACCAGCGGGUGGUCUCAUGAGGGUCAGGGAGUGCCCGGGGAGGGGAAACAGACUGAAGCGUUAAAAACUUGCUCCUGAAGACUCAAAUCAACUGUGGCAAGGCCUCUUACAGCAGCCUGAUCACAACUGGGCCAUGUCCUCCUGGUGGGGCUUGCACUAAAUCAGAGUGGCUGAGUGACAUGAGCCGUAGGCCUGGCUGGAAGUCAAACCCCUGGCUCACUGCAGCUGUGACCAAGUCAUUUCAACUCUGCCUUUCUCCCUACUCAUAAGAUCCUUACUUCAAAGUUGGGGGGCAGGAGAGUUUCUAUGGUGCUGUGAAGUCUUAAACUCCAGCUGUUGGCAGUGGUGAAGGCUGCAGGUGGAGGCCAUCUCAAACUAAAUACCCACCUGUAAUGAAGUGAUGGCUUAAAGGCAGGGCCUGCAGCUUGUAACCCACUGCUUUAGCCUGAGGACCUCUGCUUUUGGCCUUUAUUUCCCCAGCAAGUGGGGCAUCAAGUUGGGUUUAAAUCUCAGGCCCAUUGUGCCAUUUUCAACCACUUGCCUUCAGGUGGCUCUUCUCACCUGUUCACAGUGAGCACCUGGAGAUGCUCUGACCUAGCAGCAGCUUUGAGGAGAGAGAGGUGCAGCUGCCAAUUAAUCCUGGAAUAUUUUGGGAGCCAGAUUUUCCCCAUGGAUGGCCCUUGCCAUGAGGAGCUGGGGGAAGGGUGUGGUUUCCCGUAUCUUCUCUCUGUCAGCGUGGGAGGGGGAAGCUGGAUCCCCUAAUCAGUAGAGAUGAAUGACAUGACUCUUGUGGCUUGUAGCGGAUAUCCUACCUAGGUAAGGCUUUAAGUAGACAGCUGGGCCUUGGAGCUGCUGUGACCUGUCCUCUGUGGCUGUCCACCCGAUUCAUCACUCUUUGUAACAAUCUUACGGGCCAAGCUCAGAACCACUGACAAUUUUUUCUUAAGACUGGCUUUUUAAAAUAAACUCCUGUUGUACAU